UGGUUCCAAGCAGUAGUCGCCUGUGAGCUAGUGAUGCAAUUACCCUUCUUCUUCGUCGCUGCGUAUGGAUUUUGGACCCAACAAAAUUGGCUGCGCCUCCCAUGCAUUGUAUACGGCUCC
This is a messenger RNA of Nannochloropsis gaditana CCMP526, 120 nucleotides long. RefSeq names its product transmembrane protein 97. The transcript has a single exon. The record is from RefSeq and is a predicted model, not a curated record. The annotation marks the transcript as partial.